Alnus glutinosa is the source of this 1296-nucleotide messenger RNA. Its product is annotated as ethylene-responsive transcription factor ERF086. Gene Ontology annotation, biological process: regulation of DNA-templated transcription. The transcript has a single exon. The coding region runs from base 104 to 1114 and encodes 336 amino acids. Gene Ontology annotation, molecular function: DNA binding; DNA-binding transcription factor activity. The record is from RefSeq and is a predicted model, not a curated record. Lineage: Eukaryota; Viridiplantae; Streptophyta; Magnoliopsida; Fagales; Betulaceae.
CUUCCAUUCACAAACAAAACCUUCACUACUACUGCUUCUCCCACUAUUUUCUAUCUUCUCUUACAAAAUUUAACACCAUUUUCUUGGCUACUACUAGGUAGCAAUGUCGACGACCUCCAAAACUUUGGAUAAACCCUACAAAGGCUAUGAGCCUGCAGGCCUGGUUCAAGCGGGUUUUGCACUAAUCCAGCGAAACACGUCCCCACCACAGCCUGGUGAGAGAAGAGGCAGAAGAAAGCAAGCUGAGCCGGGGAGAUUUCUUGGGGUUCGGCGGCGCCCUUGGGGCCGAUAUGCCGCCGAAAUCAGAGACCCUACGACUAAAGAGAGGCACUGGCUUGGCACGUUUGACACUGCCCAGGAAGCAGCUCUUGCUUAUGACAGGGCUGCCUUGUCCAUGAAAGGCACCCAAGCAAGAACAAACUUCGUCUACUCUGAAAACACUCAUGCCUUCCACUCUCUUCUGACCCCAUUUGAUCAUCAUCAUGUUCAAGCCUUCUUACCUACAUCACAGUUCCUCACUGCUACUACUAAUACUACUACUCACACAAAAGAACCCACCAAUCAGAAUACUCCAUCUAAGCCUAACAUUGCGUGUGUAGAAACUUCACAUGGGGCAGCAGAUGCAGACGAUAAUAGCUUCUUCUUCUCUGAUGAUUAUAGUUCAGGCUACUUGGGAUGCAUAGUGCCUGAUAACUGCUUGAGACCUCCUUCUGAUCAUCAUCCCACAACUACAAAAUACAGCAACCCCAUGAACACAAAUUCCAUGGAAAUUCAGUCACAUUAUUGUGACAGCAAUGCGCUCCCUUUAGACGGUGUUAAUGUGCCAAAUAAUUACCCCGAAGAUUUUCCUUGCUUGGAAGAACUCAAUCAUGGAUUCUGGGAUAUUGAUGAUCAGCAGGCGCCAUGGGGGUCAAAUUCCAGCGAACUCUCAGCAAUGAUCAACAACCCGUUGAUGGUGGAAGAUGGGUGCAUGGGAGCUUUGUAUCCAUUUAUUGAGAAUCCUACUAGUUACGGGACAAUGCCUCCAGCUCCGGCCGCGUCUUCAACCACUUGCUUUCCGUCGUCAGUUUCUCCUUACGGUGAUGUAGUUGACUUGGGAUCUUCCAUUUUUUGAGCGUACGUUGGUCGGAAUUCGUUAUAAUAUCAGUCAUUCUAGCUACUCUUACUUAAAUGCAUGGACCAGUUUUUGUUGUAGUUUGAGCAUUGCUUGCAACUCUUUCUUCCACUGUAAUUACACUAAAAACAACUUCCGAUCCAUACUUGGGCAAGCUCGAAAGAGACUGAUUAAUCAAUCAA